UCAAAUUCGCAGCGUGCUUAUCCCCGUCCGUCCCAAAUUCACACAGCUAGCGAAGAGCCGAAACGCAGGUUAAACCCUCUCCGGCCGCGUCGUCCUCGUUGCUAAUCACCCCAGCGUCCUCUUGUCUCCUCCGGUAGCUCUCGCCAUGCAUCCGCCCUUCCCCACACCAGCUGUCCACCUAACAUUGUCACCCACACGUACGCGCGCGGGGGCGGGCGCGGAAGCUAACCCUACCGCGGCGCUCAAAGCCAUGGAGGACACACCGCAGUCAUCACGCGCACGUCCACCUCAACUGCUGUCCAAGCCAAAGCCAAACCCACCUUCGUCCCCUCCCCCACCGCCGCCCAUCUCCGGCUCCGCCACCACCUCCCCCGCCUCCCACGACGACUUCUCCUUCCCCUCUCCCUUCGGCAGCCACCACCUGCGCCCGCUCUCCAUGUCCCGCGCCCCCGUCGGCCGCGUCGGCAGCGACCUCAGCCACCUCAACCACGCCAGAGCGAACCAUCGUCACCACGCCACCACGAGCAACGGCGGCGGCAUCAGUAGCAGCAGCAAGGACAGGGACAGGGAUAGUAAGGUCAAGAACAAGGCCUCGCCUUUCUUCUCCGGCCUUGCCGCCGCGUGGAGGAAGGAGAGCAGCGGCGGCGGCGGCGACGUGGUGACGGGGAAGCAGCAGGCGGCCGAGGAGAAGAGGAAGGAUAGGGCCAAGCAGAGGGCGCUGGACGUGGGCCAGUGGGUGAAGCGACACAUGGCGUCCAUGGUGGAGCAGCUGCGCGCCUCCUUAUUCUCCCGGCAUCAGUCGGAGAGGGAGAGGCGCGAGCAUCAGCGGCGCCGGCCGCACUCGUUCUCGGGCCACGGCCCGGGCGCCGUCAGGGAGAUGAGGGAGCGGGAGCGGUGGAGGCGGCGGCGCGUGCAGCUGUCGUCCGCGCCGGCGUCGCUGCGCGUGUCGCCGGCCAACAGCGGCCACCUCUCCGUUGGCGGGUCGGUGAAGGUGUCCACGUCGUCGGAGGAGAGCACCAUGGAGGAGCUGCAGAGCGCCAUCGAGGCCGCCAUCGCGCACUGCAAGAAUUCCAUCUCCGUGGCCAAGCAGACGGCGGCGGCGGCGGCCGGGGACGACACCAGCAAGCUUGAGUAAACCGUAGUCGGUAGGGGCGCUGCAGCUCGUGCGACGUCCGUGCUGCUGCACAUACAUAUAUGGAUUAUAAUAUGAUCAAGCUUGCAGAUCAGAAUUUCAGAAGCCGAGUCGUUUGAUUCGAUCUCACAAACAGGCGCAUGUAAAUUAAGAUGUAAAAGAAGAGAUGAAGAGCGGUAUACACAUAGUUUUUUUUUCUUUUUCUCAAAACCUCUCGUAAUUUAUUGUCAGAGUUAUUAUUGUGUUUGUACUUUGGCAUGCUAUAGAUGAUUUUAGUUUUUUAGCCGCA
Molecule: messenger RNA, 1421 nt
Organism: Sorghum bicolor (sorghum)
Lineage: Eukaryota; Viridiplantae; Streptophyta; Magnoliopsida; Poales; Poaceae
Product: probable BRI1 kinase inhibitor 1
Exons: 1
Coding region: 146-1135 (329 amino acids)
Cellular component (GO): plasma membrane
Molecular function (GO): kinase inhibitor activity
Source: RefSeq, a predicted model, not a curated record